AUGCCCGACCACUCACGCAGCCGUGACCGGUACGGCUCACGCGACCGCGCACGCGAGUCCCGACGAGAACGCGAUCGGGACCGGGAGUACACCCGCGGCCGGGACGAUGAGGGGGAUAUCUCCAGUCCUGGAGCGCGGGGCAAGUAUCGAUUUCGCGGCCAGGAGUCGGGCUACGAGUCGCACGAUGCGGGGGCAGGACGGAAUAGAGAUGGAGGGAGCGAGGAUGAAGAGCGCAGACGGGAGAGGAGGGAGCGCAGGGAGAGACGACGACUGCGCGAGGAAGAACGGGCUUACAAUGAGGCUGUUGAGGAGCGCAGGAGGGAGAGAGAGAUGUCCAAGGCGAAGGAGUCGCCUGCUACGUCACCGGUUAAGAAGCGGGAUCGAGAAAGGGAUCGGGAGGGUUAUAGGAGGGGACGAUAUGAGGAUGAUAGUCGGAGCCCUGCGAGAGAUGUUAGGGAGAGGAGAUACCGGUCUAGAGGCGAUGAUGUUGACAGGGAGAGGGAUGCUGAUACUGAUGCUGAAGCGAGGCGGCAGAGGCGAAGAGAGAGGCAUAGAGAGAAGGAAAGGGAGAGGGAAAGGAGUAUGGAGGCUGCUGCUGUUGCUGCUGCUGCGUCCAAGUCAAGAAGGCAUCAAAGUACCGAAUCGACGAGCAGUGCCUCACAUCUACUGAGUGCUGAUGCGUUGGCCAGAUUGGCAACGGAGAACCAAGAUGCGGAUCAAGCAGAGCGGACUCGAGAUAAAGACGAAGCUAAACGAGAGCGUCGUCGACAAAAGAAGAAAGCUGCUGUGGCUGGUGCUGGUGCUGCUGGUGCCGCGGGGGCUGCUACUCUAGGUGAUGAUAUCGUCGACAGGUCAAGACACAAAUCUGGUACCAGGAUCGUGUCUGGCUCAUACUUGGAGGAAGGCCGAAGUCCUGAGAUGAAGAUGCGUCGGCGUGGAGGUGGUGGUGCUGCUAUGGAAGAUCACUGGAAGGAUGAGGCCAGCUGGGAUGAUAGCUUCCAAGAUGACAAUCGGCAACCACGCUGGAAAUUCUGGGCCAAUUGGUCUAAGAAAACGCGCAUUAUUGUCGGUGCUGUCAUGCUGGUCAUUUUGCUCCUUGUUAUCAUCAUCCCGGUAGCUGUCACAGUAUCGAAGAACAAAAGUAGCGACUCUGGCAGUGGCGGCGGUUCGUCUGGUUCCUCGAGUCCAUCCAAUUCCAAUCUCGAUGGUAUCAGUCGUGAUAGCAUCCCGGCCUAUGCAAAAGGAACGGUGCUUGAUCCCUUUACUUGGUAUGAUACUAACGGCUUCAACGUGACUUUCACCAAUGCCACUGUCGGGGGCCUUCAUCUCAUGGGCCUAAACUCGACGUGGGAUGAUUCUACAAGAGCCAACGACAAUGUUCCUCCGCUCAACGAAAAGUUUCCAUACGGCUCCCAGCCCAUCCGCGGCGUUAAUCUUGGUGGAUGGCUUUCAAUUGAGCCCUUCAUUACGCCAUCUCUAUUCUCAGGCUACUCCAGCACUGACAGUAUAAUUGAUGAGUGGACGCUGACCAAGAAGCUCGGCUCGUCCGCAGCUGAUACCAUCGAAAAGCAUUAUGCAAACUUUCUCUCCGAAUCGGACUUUGCUGAGAUCCAAGAGGCCGGGUUGGACCAUGUACGCAUCCAGUACUCCUACUGGGCAGUGACUACAUAUGAUGGCGAUCCCUACGUUCCAAAAAUUGCCUGGCGUUAUCUUCUCCGUGCGAUCGAAUAUUGUCGCAAGUAUGGGCUACGUGUCAAUCUUGAUCUCCAUGGGAUUCCAGGAAGUCAAAACGGCUGGAACCAUAGCGGUCAUCAAGGCAGUGUAGGAUGGCUGAUGGGAGACGAUGGCGACUUGAAUCGACAGCGAUCUCUCGACAUUCACGAUCAGCUCUCUCAAUUCUUCGCGCAGGAUCGAUACAAGAAUGUUGUGACGAUUUAUGGUUUGGUUAAUGAGCCUUUGAUGCUUUCUAUUCCGACUGAGAAGGUCCUCAACUGGACACAAGAAGCAACAAAACUCGUGCGCAAAAAUGGCAUCGAUGCCACUGUCGUUCUUCACGAUGGGUUUUUAAACCUUGACAAGUGGGAUAAUAUGUUCAAAGACCGCCCGGAUAAUAUGUACCUGGACACUCACCAGUAUACUACCUUUAAUACCGGCGAGAUCGUCCUCAAUCACACAGCCAAAGUGGAAAUUAUUUGCAACAGCUGGUAUAGCAUGCUCCAGGAUAUCAACAGCACCAGUUCAGGAUGGGGUCCGACUAUAUCCGGCGAAUGGUCUCAAGCAGACACCGACUGCGCAAAAUAUGUGAAUAAUGUCGGUCGUGGUACCCGCUGGGAAGGUACCUAUGCCACCGACGACUCAACUGCAUACUGUCCCACGGCCGAUUCGGGAACGACCUGUAGCUGUUCAGGUGCCAAUGCCGAUGUUUCGGACUAUUCAGACAAGUACAAACAGUGGCUUCAAAUGUACGCCGAGGCCCAGAUGUCUGCUUUCGAGACUGCGCAAGGCUGGUUCUAUUGGACAUGGCGUACCGAGUCGGCCGCGCAGUGGAGUUACCGCACAGCCUGGAAGAAUGGUUUCAUGCCCAAAAAAGCAUAUUCGCCUUCCUUCAAGUGCGGAGAUGAUGUGCCUGACUUCUCUGGACUGCCGGAAUACUACUGA
Molecule: messenger RNA, 2658 nt
Organism: Penicillium cosmopolitanum
Lineage: Eukaryota; Fungi; Ascomycota; Eurotiomycetes; Eurotiales; Aspergillaceae
Gene: exg2
Product: putative exo-beta-1,3-glucanase
Exons: 3
Coding region: 1-2658 (885 amino acids)
Biological process (GO): glucan catabolic process
Cellular component (GO): extracellular region; cell surface
Molecular function (GO): beta-glucosidase activity
Source: RefSeq, a predicted model, not a curated record